Molecule: messenger RNA, 1038 nt
Organism: Exophiala oligosperma
Lineage: Eukaryota; Fungi; Ascomycota; Eurotiomycetes; Chaetothyriales; Herpotrichiellaceae
Exons: 1
Coding region: 186-851 (221 amino acids)
Source: RefSeq, a predicted model, not a curated record
GUCAGAACACCUACCUCUGUGAGAUAGGUAUAUAAGAGACGACGGUUCGAUCAAUACUUUCCUUCUUUCAUACACUUCAUACUCAAGGCACCACUACAAUACACCCACAAGUAAAUACAUCCGCUUUUCCAAUCCUCAACACCAACACCCUCCAUCAACACCUCCCAAGCAAACCAAAAACAAAAAUGGGUCUUAUCAAAACGGCAAUCAUCUCAGGAGUUGCCAUAUACGGUGUCAACAAAUUGGCAAAGUCUUCCGAAAACAAAAGACGCGAUCAACAACAAUCAGACAACUACUACCGUGACCAUCAGGCACAAUCGCAACCACGUUACAGAGAUAUGGGUGGUAUGAUGGACGACGAAUAUUACUACAACGCUCCUUCGAGGCGACAAGAAAAAGGGCAACCCCGAGAGAUGAACUUUGUCGAUCGUCGCUCGGCAUACCCAUCCGACUAUGAUCGUGACCGUCAGUACGACGAAAAGAGCCAACAACAAUCUCCUCUUUACCUUCAAAACGACCCACGCUCACCAUUACCUGGUUCCCUCAGGAAAGAUUACACCAUGUCAGGCGGUUACGGUAAUGAUGAUGGAACCACACAACAACCACCACCGCAGUACGAGUACAACCAAUAUCGACCUACUGGUCAACGCUACCCACAACGCUCGGGGUUCGUCGAGCCAGAUGAACUCUCAGAGUCAGAUAUUCAAAGUCGAAACGGAGGGGCCGCUGCCCCUACGGGGCGGGGGAGUGGUAGUGUCCGGAAUGGUGCCUCAUCCAUGUUGAAUAACCUGGCGGACUUUUUGAACGGUGAUGGUAAGAAUGGGAACAGGAACAAAAUGUUUGCCAAGUAAAUAUACGUCCUUCAUUGACACCAGCUCCGUGGGACUGGUGAUUUAGACUCGUGCUGUUUUGUUGUUGAGCGUCUGGCAGGUCUGACGAGACAAGGCGUUGUUGGGAUUGAUCUCAUCUGAAAGGUAUCCAAGUCCUUUUCUUUUCCGCGGAGGUUCAUAAACAUCAAUAUGAAAUCGUCAAAUCUCU